Molecule: messenger RNA, 4684 nt
Organism: Amphiprion ocellaris (clown anemonefish)
Lineage: Eukaryota; Metazoa; Chordata; Actinopteri; Pomacentridae
Gene: oxr1a
Product: oxidation resistance 1a
Exons: 17
Coding region: 227-2749 (840 amino acids)
Biological process (GO): response to oxidative stress
Cellular component (GO): nucleus
Source: RefSeq, a predicted model, not a curated record
GAGAAGGUCAAAUGACUCCGCAUGUCUGCUUCUGUGUACAUUCCUGUCAUGGUGCACGCCUGAUGAAGAAACAUUUCCACUAACACCAAACCAAACCGCGCGUCCGAGUGCGUUUUUUGCGAGCAUCCAGAAGCGGCGCGUCGCUGCUUUAUCUGAAAGUUUGAAAAGGCAACAUCAAACCUCAACCUCCCAGAGCCUCUGAGCAGAGAAAGAAGACGCUGCCAAGAUGUUCAGCACCAAAAGACUGAAGAAGAAGUCUCAGUCGGUGGAUAUUGCCAGUCAAGGUUUCUCCCCGACUCUGAUGCCAGCCUCGCCCCUCAACAAGGCUGCACCACCUGUUGCCAAGACAACCACCGUCCUCGCAGUGGAGGAAAACAACACCACCAACUCCCAGCGCCGCAGCCCUCGGUGUGGCGAGCUGAAGAGAGGCUACACCAUAGAUACCGGCCAGAAGAAGACUCCAGAAAAGAAGGAUGGGAGGCGCAUGUCGUUCCAGAGACCCAAAGGGACCAUCGAAUAUUCUGUGGAAUCGCGGGACACGUUGAACAGCAUUGCUCUCAAGUUUGACACCACACCCAACGAGUUGGUUCAGCUGAACAAGCUGUUCUCCAGAGCAGUGGUGCCUGGCCAGGUUCUGUACGUUCCUGAUCCCGAGUACGUCUCCAGUGUCGGAAGCUCCCCUUCCCUCAGUCCCAUCAGCCCCUUGUCUCCCACCUCCUCAGAAGCUGAUUUAGAGAAGGUGACGGACUCCGAUGGCCCCCCGAAACCAGAAGGUGUUCACCCUCCGCUGUUCUCAGCUCUGCGCCAGUCCAGAGUGGUGUCAUCCACCUCCGAGGAGGAAGAGGCCCUCACAGAGAAGUUCCUCAAGAUCAACUGCAAAUACAUCACUAAUGGCAAGGGUGCGGUGAGUGGGGUGUUGCUGGUGACACCCAACAACAUCAUGUUUGACCCUCACCGCAUGGACCCGCUGGUGCAGGCCCAUGGGUGCGAGGAGUACGGCAUCAUGUGUCCCCUGGAGGAGGUGCAGUCUGCCGCCAUCUACAAGGAGAUCACCGACCCCAAGAUCAGAGAGGCCGUCCCAGAUGACCUGGAGCCUCUGCCAGCUGAGAGGCAUCCCUCCCAGCAGAAGGACCCAGAGCAGCGCCUGAGGGAGCCAGGGGCCAACGACAGCGGCAGCACAGCCCCACGCAGCACCGAGGGCUCCAUCUCUGAAGACGUCUUCACCGAGUCAGAGUUGUCCCCCAUCCGAGAGGAGGAGCAAGCAUCCAGCGAGGACCUCCGUCUGGACAAGUCCUCAGGCGCUUCCACAGAGUCUGUGCAAACCAUCACCCAGGUGGAGGCCGCAAGCUCCCAGGCCCCAGGCAGUGCCCGCAGCUCAGUCAGCCAGCCGGAGGAACCCGCCGCAGCCAAAGCAGAGGACAAUCCACCAGACACUGCCACAGAAAAUGAUAGCCAGUCCCCCAUGGGAUCCAAGCAGCACAGUGUAGAGAAGCCACCAAGCACACCCACUACCACCACCACCAGCAGCAGCACUAGCCAGGCCCAGGGUCCCAGCAGCAGCACCUCUCGCCCGGGGUCCCAAAGCUCAGCCACUCCUGGAGCUACAGACACCACCUCCGUCUCAGCCAGUCCACAGGGGGAUGCCAACCAGGGGACAGAUGUCUCCAAAACGGACACUAUGCAACAGAGCAAGGAGGAGAAGGAGAAUGCAGAGCAGAUGCAAAAGGACGGCUCGCAGAGCUCUGCAGAGGGUACAGGGUCUGCCGAGAGGCGGAAGCACCGCUCUCACAAGUUCUUGUGUCUGCGAGUGGGGAAGCCCAUGAAGAAGACAUUUGUUUCCAACGCUAGCGCCUCCAUGCAGCAGUACGCCCAGCAGGGCAAGAAGCACGAGUACUGGUUUGCUGUCCCACAGGAGAGAUCAGACCACCUGUAUGUCUUCUUCAUGCAGUGGAGCCCAGACAUGUACGGUGAGGGGGUCAGGGGGAUGGGACAAGAACCUGGGUUUAUGGUUGUCAAGAAGAACGAGGUGACAGAAACCACUGAGGAUGAGCCCAUCACUGACCUCAAUGUCAAGGAAUGGGAGGUAGUGUCUCUGACGGAGUACCACCGUCGGAUCGAUGCGCUAAACAGCGAAGAUCUGCGCUCACUCUGCAAACGACUCCAGAUUACCACCAAGGAAGAGGUGAACUCCAAGCAUGGCCCGUCCAUCAAAACGGAUCUGGAGCCGGAGACGUUCAAACCAAACCUCAGAGAACCCAGCGAUCUCCUGGAGGCCGACCAGAUAGAGAAGCUUGCCAGGAAUCUCCCACCACGGACCAUUGGGUACCCGUGGACGCUGGCCUUUGGCACAUCAAAGCAUGGCAUGAGCAUUAAGACGCUGUACAGAGCCAUGCAGGGCCAGGACACCCCAGUGCUCAUGGUCAUUAAGGACAGCGACGGCCAGGUGUUUGGUGCGUUGGCAUCGGAGCCCUUUAAGGUCAGCGAUGGCUUUUAUGGCACAGGAGAGACCUUCCUCUUCACCUUCAAUCCUGAGUUUGAGGUGUACAAAUGGACAGGUGAUAACAUGUUCUUCAUCAAAGGAGAUAUGGACUCCUUAGCUUUUGGUGGAGGAAGUGGUGAGUUUGGCCUGUGGCUGGACGGAGACCUUUACCACGGCAGGAGUCACUCCUGUAAAACAUUUGGGAACCCCAUGCUCUCGAAAAAGGAGGAUUUCUAUGUGCAGGACAUAGAGAUCUGGGCUUUUGAAUAACAAAACAGUACAGCACAGGGAAAAAAAACAAGUCCUGCAAAGGGCAAACCGAGGAGUCCUCCUCCUUUAGAACAAUGGCAAUGUCCCAAACCUAACUGCACAUCACCAGGGCUCCCCAGGCCGGAAGCCAGCUAUCGGAUGCUUGUCGUGCGUUACUACUGCAGUUAUUACGGAGCUUUCUUUUCUUUGUGAAAAAUUACCUAUGUGUGUAUCUUGUUACAGCCUUGUGCAGCGUCUUUGCAGAGUAGGGGGAGUGUGUAAAGAAGCAGUGAAAAGGCGGGAUGUCAGAGGGAUGAGGAGAGGGGAGCAGGGCAGGGACCAUGGGGCCUUGGAGAGGACCAUCGGAGCUCCUCUCCCGAAAGGUGGUGAAGAUGAUGGUGGCUGAGGUUUGUAACUGCUGCGGGAAGAGAGAACUGCCCUCCUGGUCCAGAUUGUGCAUCAGAACUUUACAGAACCUCAAAGAGCCCCCCUGCACUCUCUCAGACCCCCGAGAACUUAGUUCAUUCAGUUGGCUGUUACUCACUGUGCUGUCAGCCUUGACGGAGAGAGACCCAGAUAGAGGGAGAGACAGGAGACUAAAGCUGAACACAUUCCAUUACUCUCUGUGAUGGUGGAGUGUCAAAAUACAAGUGGUGAUUUGUGGUAAAUAGACACGUACAAAACACAUCCGCAACGGGAUACAAUGACACUUAACUCAGAGAAGAGAGCAUAUUUGCUGUGUGUGUAGUGAGGGUGGGGGGUUAGUCUUUUUACAGUACAGUUUUGGGUUGUCCUCUGAGGCUAAACUUAUAGAGUAUUGUGUAUUGUAGUCCUCCUGUUGUUCAGUCAUAGCACACCAUCUGAAAGCACAUAGCUAUAAUCAGACCACCCAUCGUCGUAAUGUUCUGUUCAGUGGGUGUACGUGUGAGUCCAGCUAACACCAGCUCCUCUCGCGGGAUGCUGGCUGUACUGUUUGUAGACAGUAACGUGUUGCAAUAGAUUUGUGGAAUAUGCAAAUAACUGUCCUGUGACCUCAAAUAACCCACAGGUCGUGGCACUUUUGCCUCCGCCUGUCGCUCUUUCAAGAGAGAAACUUGUAAAGCUUUUACGUCUUGAUACACAAUUGCUUUUCUGGGUAUCAUUUGAAAAGCCUGAGACGUGGUUAACUGUUUUACAUGCAUAUAUGACAAUUAUAUAUUGGUAUAUAUGAUUAUAUAUGGGUUUAUAUAAUCAUAUAUAUGUUGCUGUUGAGUGUGACAGUGAUAUAUUUGUGCUGAUAUUUCAGCUCUUACUAUAUAAUGUAUAUUACCCUGUAAAUUAAUGUUAAAAUAGUAGAUUUGUUCCUAUAUAUAUAUAUAUAUAUAUAAAUACAUAAUGCUAUAUAAAUAUAUAUAUAUAUAUAAAAUAAAGUGUGGAUUGGUGGGUUGCUUCUAGCACUUUAAUCUGGUGUAAAAGCGUCAAGGCCAGGUUCUUAGAUUCUCUUAGCAGUAGCUGUACAGUACUUUUUUUUUCUUUUUUUGUUAGAUCAUUAAGAUGUUAACUGUUAGUAGAAAGCUUGCUGCUACCAAUAUCCACAGGGGUCUGCCCUAAUGCUCUGUGUCUAAAAAGGAGGAUUACUCAAAGAGAGGAAGAGGGGGUUGAAUGUGGUUCUGCAGCAGCAGACCUCGGGUUCUCUCCGCACGCAGCCGUCAGGUGAGUCUGAGCAGGUACAGGUAGGUAUGCAGGCAGACUGGCCUCCGAUAGACAAAGGGAUGGCAGGUGAAGGGAAGUGUGUACAGUACCUCCCCCUCCCCGUGGAGCUUUCUCCCCCCUUUUCUGGUCUUCCACACCAGUAUUUGUGUCCUUGUGGAAAGUCACAAAGAAUAAUAUGGAUAAUUCUUCCAGUUAUUUCACCAGAAUACAAUGUAUCAGUCAUGUAUAAAUAACAAUAAAGCUGAAUUAAUUGUUGUAACCUGG